GAAGCAUCAGGCUGAGUUGAAUAGAUGCGCGCCUCAGAUUAGUAGUUAAGCAUCGCAAGUCUGGAAUGGUUCAAAUCACCUCUCUUUCAUUUCCUCUGCUAUUGUUUCGAGUUCCUAACCUUUCACUGGACCUAUCUCCUUUGCCCAGAAACGAACAUUUCAAUCCGAUUCGUAAUGGCAGAUGGCACCCAGGCCAGAACACCGGCUGGAGAAGCGGCCGGACUCCGUCCAGUAGCUUGCUGGAAAUGUCGGAGGCGGCGAUCGUAUUGCUCAAAAGACUAUCCUAAAUGCUCCCGCUGCAAAGAGAACAACUUAGAGUGUGUGUAUCCAGAUGGAAGAAAGAUCACAGUGUCAGAGAGCUAUUUACGAAGUUUAGAGGCUAGAGUUAAAGCGUUUGAAGAUGCUGCCGCCUUAUCGGCGUCACCAUUGGCGCCAGACUGGUCGUCGGUCGGGAUACCGGACGAGGAGGGAAACGAGGAAGGUCCUCAACAGCCUGAGGAUGGAGUCAGAGAAGUGCUCCAAGGAGUCUCAGUGCUUUCAUUCGAUUCGACGGGUAGAUCAAGGGCUCAAUACUUUGAAGGCUUCGCAUCUACCGCGCUUGGUCGAAGAUUGAGUAACAUAGCGGGAAUGCCUAGCGUCGGCACCCUCGAUAUCGGCUGCGAGCCAUUCUCGUACAAUCGUGCUGCUCUUCGUGUCAGAAAGCAGCCAGCGAGCAAAGUCUUCCGAUUUCCCCCUCUGCAGGUUGCAAACGGCUGGUACUCUGCCCAUUACUCAUAUAUCGGCACCAUUUUCUCGUUUUCCACGCGGGAAUGGUUUGAUCAGCACCUAGCCAAAGCAUACUCAGGCCCGCCUAAUACAGCGGACCCGGAGGCGUGCCUAGCGUAUGCCAAAGUACUCACGAUUCUAGCAUUCGGACAGCUCUAUUCUGUAAACCAAUGGGACUCCUUUGACGGGCCUCCUGGGUUCGAACUCUUCUGUCACGCUGUGCAAUAUUUGCCUAGCAUCCACGAAGAAAGCUCUCUGCUCUUUGUAGAAACGCUUGCAUUGGUUGGUUAUUACAUGCAAAAUCUCGGCGAAAGAGACGCUGCAUUCCUGUACGUUGGUACCGCUUUACGAAUGGCGAUAUCGCUUGCUCUGCAUCAAGAAGUGAAAAGUACACAAUUAGAUGAAGCACAAAAGGAGCGGAGACGACGGGUGUGGUGGAGCGUCUACUCCAUGGAUCGCAUCUUGACGAUCAAGAGUGGAAAUCCAAUCAUGGUCCAGGAUGAAGACAUUGGUGUCAAUCCUCCUUCUCGCCUUCCCGACGAGCCUCAAUAUGGCCCGUGGAUUGUUUUAAGGUGUUACACCGAGCUGUCUAAAAUUCUGACGCGUAUCAUGAACGAGGUGUACCGUGCUCCCUACCGAACCGGCUCUAACCUCAUGGCUUCUGUUCAAGGUAUUCUCGCUGCUCUUUCAGCGUGGAAUCGAGAUCUACCACCCGAGCUCAGAUUCAAUAUCGACAAGCUUGAUUUCACCCGGGAGUCCGUCAGUUCCUUUUUACACUACUACCAAUGUAUCAAUAUGACCGUCAGGCCACUCUUGUUCUUGGUGGUCGAGAGGAGAAUGAAAUGGAGCCCGGAAGAAAGAGCGAAAGACUGGAGGUAUGAUUUGUCCACACCGACGAUCAGCGCUAUCGAGACGUGCAUUUCAGCCGCCCAGGACACGAUUGCGAUGAUCACAAUUGCGGCGCAAAAGAAUUUGUUCGCUACAUACGGUUACAUGGAUGGCGAGCAUUGCUUUUCCGCUGCACUCGUUCUCGUCCUCGUUUGUCUCGCCUUCCCAUGUGGCGAAUCGGAGUUUAAAGCAAUGGACUCAGCUUUGCGUAUGCUUCAACUUAUCGUCGACCGCGGUAACAACAACAUGGCCCCGCGACUACAGCUCCUACAACAAGUGCGGUCUAGUAUCACUACGCCCGCUGGCGUGACAAUCCCUGCUCAAUUUACACCGAGCGCGGGCGACGCUCUCCACAACGCGCACUUAGAUCCAAUGAUGAUAAGCUUUCCGCAUGUUGACAGCGCUGCACUUGGGGAGCCUUGGCUAGACUCGAACUCAGGUGACUUGAGCUUGUGGGAAGAGGGUUAUAUGUCAAACGAUCCCCAUAUUGAGUACGACUUGCUUCAAUGGACGCAGCCAUUAGAUCACACCUGGACGUCCGGAAGCAUCUAGACCAAUCAAAUCUUGGUCUGGAAUUUGCGAUCCAUUCGGAACCUAAGCGUGCCAACAAGUAUGGCUGCGGCUAGGGACAUUGAACCGGAGUAAUACAUAGCUGGACGGUAAGCUUGGAAACCAGCCUGCUCGCCUCCAAAAGCUGCUAGUAGAUAUCCUGCUAUAGGACCGCCCAAAAGAUACCCUCCAGCCCAACCCGUCACAAUCAUGCCCAUGGCCGUCGCAACUUGAGCUGUGCCGAAGACACUGCCAACUGCCGUCGGUAUCGUAGAAAAGAAACCGCCAUUUGCAGCACCACCAAUGAUAACGAAUAGGGUCAGUGGGACCAAGUUUUGUGAUACUGGCCAUAUGGUCAACAUGCCAAUAGCGCUCAUGAAUAAGCUGAGAAAUAGCGCAUGGAUUGGCCCGAUCCAGUCACAAAGGAAUCCAAAUCCAACACGACCAAAUGCAGAUGAAAGAUUGAAACCUGCAACAAGUGCUGCGCCGGUCGAGGCAGAGAGACCAAUAGAGUUCGAGUAAAGUGGAAUGAAGAAUGGAGGAACGAAAAGAGGGAACGUAGCUAUGGCUCCAAUCAAGAAAAGCAGUAGGAAUUUGAAGUCUCGGAACAAACUCCAUUCGACGAACGUUCGACGCUUGAUUGUCGCACGGUCUCUGAGAAACCACGCAGCUGGUAUUCCCGUUGCUAUGGUGAUCAGCCCAAGGAUUCGAAAAGUCCACGCGACAUCGGUAUCCUUUAUCAGUUUUUCCAUGGCCAAGGCUAUUACAGUUCCUCCAAGCCCACCGCCGGCAUAGACAAUACCGUUGGCUAGGCCGCGUUUACGCAGGAAGUAUUGCGAUGGUGUGACCGAAGCAGCCAUGAAGGAUAGGCUAUAUGGGGUCAGCAUGGACCAGAAAAGUGGUGAUGUGAAAGAUUCUACCUUGUUCCAAUACCUUGCACAAGUCCGACGCAAACAAACAGACACGCUACAUUGUUAGGUGCGAAGCUAACGAGCAGGCCGCCGAGUCCAACAAAAAAGACACCAAGGAUACCUGUCCAACGGGAUCCAAUUGACAUGAGUAGUCGGGCAUUUGUAAUAGCAAAUAUUGAGAUGCAAGCUGGUGUCAGACCACCAACAAAGCUUAGAGUCGAUGCCGAUGCAACAUUUUGCUCUACAAGCUCUUUCUGAACAACACCCCAACUGUAAGACAUGCCUGUGAACCAGAAAGCUACAAU
This is a messenger RNA of Verruconis gallopava, 3418 nucleotides long. RefSeq lists its product as uncharacterized. The coding region runs from base 175 to 2205 and encodes 676 amino acids. The transcript is spliced from 5 exons. Gene Ontology annotation, biological process: regulation of DNA-templated transcription; DNA-templated transcription. The record is from RefSeq and is a predicted model, not a curated record. NCBI's taxonomy places the organism in Eukaryota, Fungi, Ascomycota, Dothideomycetes, Venturiales, Sympoventuriaceae. Gene Ontology annotation, molecular function: DNA binding; DNA-binding transcription factor activity, RNA polymerase II-specific; zinc ion binding.